Molecule: messenger RNA, 855 nt
Organism: Porites evermanni
Lineage: Eukaryota; Metazoa; Cnidaria; Anthozoa; Scleractinia; Poritidae
Source: the annotation of a GenBank genome assembly
AUACUUUCCAUUGCAUAUGGUCAGGAAAACCGUGGUAUGGCAGUCUGUAGCAAGUCAAAGUUGCCUGUGCUUGUAGCUUUGGUUUGUUUCGUUUCAAUUCCUCUGUAUUUUGCUGUACUCAAGGCCUCUGUUGACGGCGGAUAUUCUAAAUGGUCUGAAUGGAGUUCAUGCUCAAGUGAAUGCGGUGAUGGGAAGAAAAAAAGAACAAGAAACUGCUCGGAUCCAAAACCUGGUUAUCUGGGUAAAACGUGCUUACAACAAAACCUUGGCCCAUGGCGCGAGGAAGAAAAUUGUAAAGAUAAAGAAUGUCCCAUCGAUGGAGGGUUUUCGGAAUGGACUCCGUUCUUAGCUUGUGACAAAACUUGUGGAGAUGGUGUUAAGAAGAGAACUCGCUCAUGUACGAACCCGCCGCCACUGUAUGGUGGAAAGAAUUGUGAAGGUGUAGCGGAAGAGACGGAGGCUUGCAAUGUUAAGCCGUGUCCAGUUGAUGGGGGGUUUUCACCAUGGGGAAAAUUCGGCGAGUGUGACAAAACGUGUGGUUCAGGUGUUAGAAAACGAUCAAGAACGUGCACAAAUCCACCGCCAGCUAAUGGAGGAAAGGAUUGCGAGGGGCCGCUGACGGAGGAAGAAAAAUGCAAUACCCAGCCUUGCCCUGUUGACGGCGGGCUCACGGAGUGGAGCGAGUUUGGAGCGUGCGACAAAACCUGCGGUGGCGGAGUGCAAAAACGAACGAGAACUUGUUCAAACCCAGCUCCAGCGAAUGGAGGAAAGAAUUGUGAUGGACUUCUGGAGGAGACAAGGGCAUGCAAUUCAGAUCCUUGUCCAAACGACGUAAGCCAGGAAAAAACUAAUUAG